Molecule: messenger RNA, 602 nt
Organism: Clupea harengus (Atlantic herring)
Lineage: Eukaryota; Metazoa; Chordata; Actinopteri; Clupeiformes; Clupeidae
Gene: mmp20a
Product: matrix metalloproteinase-20-like
Exons: 3
Coding region: 1-528 (175 amino acids)
Biological process (GO): proteolysis; collagen catabolic process; extracellular matrix organization
Cellular component (GO): extracellular matrix
Molecular function (GO): zinc ion binding; metalloendopeptidase activity
Source: RefSeq, a predicted model, not a curated record
AUGGAGCGGAGAGGGCGCUGGAUCCACAUGGUGAGCUUUGCACUGAGCGUGAGCACCGUUUGGACCCGACCGCUGGUUCAGGAGGCAGAGGACGUGCGCUAUGCUGAGGUGUAUUUAAGGAAGUUCUACCGUAUGCCAAUGAGUGGAGGUCCACGAAGCCCGAGGGACUUGAGCAGCCUGGAGAUGAAGUUGAGGGAGAUGCAGAACUUUUUUGGUCUGAAGGAGACUGGGCAACUCACCCCCGAGACACUCUUGGUCAUGAGGGAACCUCGGUGUGGGGUCCCUGACGUGGAGAACUUCAGCUUGUAUCCUGGUCGGCCUAAGUGGAAGAACCAUACAGCAACAUACAAGAUUGCAAAAUACACCACAGAUCUGCGUAGGGAGGAGGUGGAGCGUUCCAUACACGUGGCCCUGAACAUGUGGAGUGGUGCAGCAGACCUGGACUUCAUCAAAGUGGACCAUGGCGAAGCAGACAUCGUCAUCUCUUUUGAAACCAAAGGCAGGUUUGAGAACACUGAAUACACUUGAGCACGCAUUGAUAUCCUGACCAGAUAGUUCUCUGUGCUUUAGAAACCUCCAUCCUGCUUUGACACGGCCAUGAC